Molecule: messenger RNA, 1510 nt
Organism: Chenopodium quinoa (quinoa)
Lineage: Eukaryota; Viridiplantae; Streptophyta; Magnoliopsida; Caryophyllales; Amaranthaceae
Product: F-box/FBD/LRR-repeat protein At1g13570-like
Exons: 3
Coding region: 216-1397 (393 amino acids)
Molecular function (GO): protein binding
Source: RefSeq, a predicted model, not a curated record
AAUACUAGUUCAUUGACUGUGAUCCUCCAUCCCUCUCCACCUCUUCAACUCCCUUGAAAAAUUAAAGUUAUCUCUGUCAUUUUAUGCUAUAUAAGCUAAGUCCAUGUAUUGUUUGUUGUUUCCUCCAAAUCUCAAAGUUUUCAACCCUAUUAUAAACAUUUGAUUCAUCAAAACCAUAUUUCAAAAAAACAAAAAAACAAAUAUUCAAUAAAACCAUGUCCACAGCUAAGCAGCAACAUCAUGCAACAUCCGAUAGAAUUAGCAACUUGCCACUAAACGUAACACAGCAAAUCCUUGAAUGUUUACCUCUGCAACAAGCAGCAAGGACGAGCGUGCUAUUGAAGUAUUGGAGGAACAAAUGGGCUUCGACUUCUAAGCUGAUACUUGAUGAGUCAUUCGCUAAAUGCAUCUGUGAAAAAAAAACUAAACCUUCUGACAAAUUAUUAGCAUACAAUAAAGCUGUUACUGAUAUUCUCUUAAGUCAUGUUGGACCGAUAGGUAAAUUUGUUCUUUACAUCCCCUCUUGGAUUCCGAAAAAAACAGACUUUAGCUCGUGGCUACGAUUUGUUUAUGAUAAUGGUGUCAAUGAUAUUACUACAAAUGAUGAUCGCAGUCUAUAUAGAAACGUUCCAACUUGUUUGUUCUCUUUUGUAAGAUUGACACAUUUAACACUCCUCAAUUGCAAUUUUGGUUCUCUUUCUCCAACAUUUAGGGGCUUUCCAUGUCUUAUUAGUCUAGAGAUUGAUAUCACCUACACAUAUUACAGCCGAGGGGAUGCGUUGACAAAUCUUAUUUCCAAAUGCCCAUUGCCUGAGCGCCUCCAUUUAUCUUUCUAUAUUUCUUCCGGCAAUAUGACUAUUCGUGCUCCGAAACUUCUAGAGUUUAUUUUGAGAGCCCAGAAGGUUAUUGAUGUAUCCUUGGUAGCAACCAGAGCUAUAGAAUUUGAUUUGCAGGUAUUCAAUUUCAGUGAUUUUACAUCUCCAAAAAUGUUUCCGAAGUUCCUGACAAGGUUACAAGCACUUGAACUUAUAGAUAUAGCUCUGAAUUAUGAUUCCAACAUCUCUCUUGUUCUCUGCUUGCUAUUGAGCUCACCAAAUCUAGAGCGACUACGUAUCAAAGCUGCGAAUGAUGAAGCAGAAUCAGAUGGUCAGUUAAGUCAGUUUGAUGACACUUAUAUCUUUCAACACCUUAAAAUCAUACACCUUGUUGGUAUCACAGGUUUGAGCAAUGAACUAAAACUUAUAAGAUUUCUACUAGCUUGCUCCCCUGUGCUGGAAAAAAUAACUAUUGAAUUGAGUACGAAAAUAGGAGGUGCUGAAGAACAGGUUAAUUUCUUCAAGGAGUUGAAUCAAUAUCGUCGAGCCUCUACAAAUGUUGAGAUGAUAUUUAAAACUUAGAAUAAAAGUGUUGGCUACACUGAUCAUUUUCUAUGUAACAGAUGUUCCUAGAUUUAAUCUUUGUUAUAUACUCUAUUAAAUUGCCUUAAAACUCUCAGAAGCUGUUUUAGUUA